CUCACGUGCGCACACUUCAGCUACAGGAUCUCCAUGGAGAGGGGCGUGGUGGACCUUCAAAUUGGAGGACGCCUUGAUCGAUGGUGGAGAAUGGACUGCAAGCUGCUGUGAUCGUGAAUAGUCAUCUAAAUCCAUGAUGUCGCUCUUAUCAAGCUACAUGCAUCACCAAAAUACUUCACACAGCUGGGAUGCUGCAGCCAGAGCUGAGAAUAGAGUGAUUGGGCAGCUAGCUGAAGCAGACAUGGACAAUUUUGUUGCACAGAGAUUACCUCCUCUGCUCAGAGAAAAACAGCUCAGAUGGAAUGAAUCUGACAAAAUAUUUGCUUCACAGUGGCUUUCAGAAGACCAUGUGGUAGUGGGUACAAAAUGCAACAAGUUGUAUCUGGUAGACACUCAGAGCACAGAAGCUACUAUAUCUUCAGUGGAGGUACCGACCCUCUCCAAUACACCGUUGGAACGCAGUCAAUCCUCGGGUAUCCACAGUGUGUCAAUGAGUCCUAAUGGGAGAUACCUAGCUACCAGUGGAAAACAUCCCAAUGACCUGGCCAUCUACCAAUUACCUCAACUAGCACCCUUACAACUAGGACAGGCUCAUACAGAUUGGAUAUUUGACAUACAAUGGAUUUCUGAUUCGUUAGUUAUCACUGGUUCAAGGGAUGCUACCAUGGUACUUUGGGCAAUAAAAGAAAAGGAUUCCACUCACUGCCUAGCUGAGCAGACGACAUUGUUUGAUCCACUCUUCCACUUUUCUAAUGUUCGCUCCCUACCCUCGGACUGUGGAGAGAGAGUAAGGAGCCUUGCCUUCCACAAAAACUCUCUGGAACUUGGAUCUCUCCAAACGAAUCCAUGUGGUGCUUCAGUGCACUUUUGGGAUGUCUACACAUUUCAACAGGUCAACAACUACCAGAUGCCUUUUUGUGCUGAGAAUGUGUGUUUGGAAGUGGACGAUUAUGGCACUGGACUUUAUGCUGUUGGAUCACGAUCACAUGUCACUCUGAUAGACAGUCGAGUGGCUUCCUCACAGCCCCCUACGGCAUUUCGAUCACCUGAUAAAGACUGUGGCGUAAGAUCACUUAAUUUCAACUCUGGACUGUUAAGUAUGGGUACUGGAGCUGGACAUGUAUAUUUUUACGACUUGAGAGCUAAAUCGUAUCUUCUUGAGGAUGAGUUGACCUAUAAGAAGUGUUUUCUUCAAUCCACACCAGGAUGGCUUCGUAAAGACCAGACAUAUCGUGAUUUCUUCAGUGGCCUACCUCGGCCCCCCAAUGCAUUGUAUACUCAUAGUUAUAGUCCAAUGAGAACUAAGAUAUUCACUGCUGGUGGACCAUUACCCUUAGGUCUCUAUGGUAACUAUGCAGCUGUGUGGAUUUAGUCGUU
Halichondria panicea is the source of this 1377-nucleotide messenger RNA. RefSeq names its product DDB1- and CUL4-associated factor 12-like. Gene Ontology annotation, molecular function: protein binding. Bases 134 to 1372 code for a protein of 412 amino acids. The transcript has 8 exons. The record is from RefSeq and is a predicted model, not a curated record. NCBI's taxonomy places the organism in Eukaryota, Metazoa, Porifera, Demospongiae, Suberitida, Halichondriidae.